Molecule: messenger RNA, 1284 nt
Organism: Colletotrichum abscissum
Lineage: Eukaryota; Fungi; Ascomycota; Sordariomycetes; Glomerellales; Glomerellaceae
Exons: 2
Coding region: 1-1284 (427 amino acids)
Source: RefSeq, a predicted model, not a curated record
AUGCCUGCUCCUGUAGACUUGGCGCAGGAGGUAACGUCUUUGUUUCGUAGCGACCGCUUAGCAUACAUACUGACAGCGAAAAAGUUGCACAGCUUCUGCCAUCGUCUCGAUUGCGAUUUUGAUGCGGUCAGUUCCUUUCUCGACCGAGACAUUUCAUUUCGAGAUAAGUUCACAGCCGUGAUUUCGAGAUACAUUUACCAGCCCCGAGUCAUGUCUAGCGUCGAGGCCACCCUAAAACCGACACAGGCCGGCUCGGCCAUGCCUCCCUGUACAUGCGAUGGUGAGGUAGGCUCUGGAUCAGACGGACAUGCACCUAGCCGCUCGCCAAUUGCUUCCGUCGAAGCUAAUUCACAAGCUUUUGGAGGCGCGUCGCCAACGCGCAAAUCCGUAGAGGCUGAUGGCGCUGCUGCCCCCAUGAAGCGUAGGAAGGAUAGCAGAGCUGGACGCAUCCCACCAAUCAUCGCCAAAGUGGAGAAAAUCGGUAGCCCAGAGACUCUCGUACGCCUAUGGGACAGCUGCAGGGCAUCGAGGGCUCGAGAUCAGAGUAUCGUUACUGGGACGCGACAGGUCCUGCCUGACGAACCGGAAGGUGACUUGGAUGGCCCUUCUGUGCUGGAACGACUCGAUUCCCUCAGAGAGCAGGCGGCUGCAGCUAGUUCAAGCAUUCACUUUUCCAUUGCUAUCAAGCGCUACCAUCAUACUCAGAUGGUCCACUUAUACAACAGGGCGAGAGACCUCGACGAGACGACGAUUGAGGCGGCAGAUCCAGGCAGCGCCUCCCAGUCUCUGGUUGACCAAUUUGCGGAGAGGCCUUUCCCCAGCGCCUCAUCAGUCGGAAAGCAGGCUGGUCGGGGGCCGAAGCUUAAGAGGAAGCCGCUGAAGAGCGCAUUCAACAGGUGGCUGACCCUCGGGAAUAAGCUAACCACACUAGUUGCCAGCAUUCGACGACUUCGUGAUGCUGAUCUCCUCGCGGUGCUGAACCGGUUAGAUACGCAUGUCCGACUGAAAGACAGCAUCCAGGCCCUCACAGAAGUGCUUCUCAGUCUGGUCACAUGGGGCAUCCUGCCUGUGGCGAGGAUUGGCUUGGAGACGUAUGCCUCUGCGUCGCAGGUUCGAAAACUGGCUUCGGAGCCUAUGUUUCUGGGGGGGCUAUUGUCUUGGUGUACUGGCGCAGCAUCCGACCCGGACCUCGCGAUGUUGACGCAGCCAGCUCUCCAUUCGGCGACUGAACACCGCGACAGCACGGCCGAGGUGGACAAUCUUUCAUUUCACGCCGACGACUGA